CGUGCUUCAACCAUUGACACAACGAAGUGGGCUUAAUUCACAGUGCUAUAAGUUGAUGCCAGCGGUUCGGAAAAAAGUUUGACUGCAUCGCAAUAACACUGCCGCGUAUUGACGCAUUUUAUAGUGAUGAUGACGGAGAUUCACACAUGUUUCCGCGAGAGUUUGGACUGCGUCGUGCGACCGAAAAGAGCAAGGAUUGAACCUCAGAAGUACACUGAUAUUGGGAAUGGGAUUAUCCCACAGAAGAGAUUGGAGUUGCAUGGUAUACUCGAAGUAUUGAAAGAAUACGAUUCUUGUGCAGGGGGAAUAAACUGUUGUAUAUGUGGAAAAUUAUACAAAAGUAAAGUGUGCUUCACCAAACACUUGUGGGAACAUAGUGUGUAUUGGGACUUAUUCGAUGGAGCUAAAAAUCACGACAGAGUACUUUCAAUCCAGGCUGCCCUGAUUCUUUACCAGAAUUCUUUCACUGACUUUGAGGAGAGCGUUUUGCCAGUGUUGUUGGUGACGUCACCGCACGAUAAAAAGUCGCGACAUGAAACAGAAAAUACCGAAAGUCCGAGCAGUCCUAAAAUAAAGCAAGAAAAACAUUUGAAGAAGUUCAGCUCUCCCAACAAGAAGAGGAAAAGGCAUUGUUCUAUGGAAUAUUAGCACGUAUUUUUUUUUUUGCUAAGCUUUCUUAACCGCUUAGACGUUAUUUGCAAAUUUGGAGUUAUUUACAUUUGAAAAAGGGAAGUGAAAACUUGAUGUUUUGUUCAACAUUACUUGAUUUUCAAAAUAUCUUCUGAAAUAUUUGCUAUGAUUACUGCCAAGAUUUGAAGUUUCCUGCCAAUAUUCUCUACAAAAAACAUUUAAUUGUAUAAAAACGUUUAUUCGAUAUAAACAUUGAGUGAAAUAGUAUGAAGUUAGUUAUAUUUUUGUGAUGGGCAAAGACCUAUCAGUGUUUUUCAGUGUGGAAGGGGUAUAUACAAAUUUGAUUAAUCGCCAUGUAAAAUAAUGUCGACCAAAUUAUUUUAAAAUCAGUGUUACUAUUUGUUUUAUUCACUUUUUCACUUUCACAUGAAAUUUGUUUUUAUUUCGAACAGUGUCUGUAUAAGUAAGACUUUAAAAUUGAAAAAUUCAACAUGAUUACGGAGGGCUAUUGUUGAAAAGAAAUUUAAUGAUUUUGGAAGAACUAGCUUGGAUAUGUUGACAAUUUAGUGUUUGCAAGCACUGUUAUAUUACUAUAUGCCCCCCUAAACCAUGUGUAUUAAGACCACAUUCCAAUGGUAGAAACCCUCAUAUAUCUUUGUUGACCUUUGACCUGUAUUUGGAGGUCACCUCAAUUUUCAGCUGUUCUUGUAAGGUCAUGACAGUGAUUAAUUGAUCCACACUUGAUAGGGACUAACCAUGAUGGUUAUAUGGGUGUGUGCCUCAUUUUAGGGGCUGGCCAAUUGUGUUGGGUGGGAUGGGGGUUGCUUAUCCAACUGACUGGGACUGUACGUUGAUACUAGUUUUCUCAUGCUAAAAACCACUUUUAAAAGUAAAAGAUAAAAAGUGAAUUUAUUCUUUCAACAGACUAUAUUCUAAAUUGUGUAAAUUUAUACUUAGGUAGGUCCAAGUUAAAACAAGCUGCCAUUGAAUAAACUGCCAAAUUAUUUGUACUGUA
Molecule: messenger RNA, 1645 nt
Organism: Saccoglossus kowalevskii
Lineage: Eukaryota; Metazoa; Hemichordata; Enteropneusta; Harrimaniidae
Source: RefSeq, a predicted model, not a curated record